UGUGCCGUGUAUGUGGAAGCCGGAAGUUAAAGGGAGCUGUGUACCGGAAGUUAAAGUGCGUUCAAGAAUCGGUUGACAGCUUCGCCAGCCUCGAUUCGGGCAUUAUUUGAUUGCCUCGAAACGGUGUGUGCACAGCAGGAAACGAACGGUUGGCUUGUUGCAGCCGCGAAGUGAAAAGUGCGUGCUUUAGUGUGAAGUGAAGCCUUCGUGACGUGUGAAGCGACCCCUUUUUAGUAUCCUCGGUGGCCCGGCACGCAAUCGUGCUUAUCGUCAAUUUCGUGACCUACGCGUCGCCCUUUUCGUUGUGUCGGCCAUCCUUUCGGUCGUGAUGAAAUCGAUGAUAGGGCAGUGAGAAAAGCAACAUCACCCGACCCGGCAGAAGACAGCGCAGAAGACAGGACAAAUCGUGGUCCGUCCCGGGCAGCAGCGACGUGAAGCGGUGAAAAUGGAUAAACGUGCGGGCCUGAAACUUGGAUUAUUCUGUGCGCUCCUUGGAGUGUGCACCGCAGUGAAAAUUAUCAACCUGAAAGUCCCGUCGACCUACCUGCUGGACCAGACCUCCAAAACGCCCGACCCGCUAAUACUGGACUGCGAGUACGAGGUGGACGAGAACGAGAAGGGCUUCGUGUUAAAGUGGCUGCUAGACAACCAGCCCAUCUAUCAGUGGAUUCCAUCGAAAAAUCCGUUCCCCUUUCAAUCGUUUAAGAACCGGGUCGACACUUCGUACGUCGUGUCACAGGAGCACAUGCACAAGCAUCGAGCGAUGGCGAUCAUCAAACCGCUGGCCAACUUUACCGGCGAGUACAUCUGCAUUGUCCAGACGUACUCCGGGAUCGACCGGAAGUCGGCCAAGCUGAAAAUCAUCGUUCGGGAGAGCAAGUUUGACCUCAGCUACUACCUGAAUGGAGACGGUUACAUCACGGUUGAUUGCCACGCACGAGACAUAUCGCCCCUGCCGGAGCUACAGAUUCGCAUCAACGACGAGCUGUUCGAGACGGAGAACCUCAAAUCCGUCCAGGGCGAGAACGGUCUCUUCAACGUGUCCAUCAGCGGCAGGAUACGAAAGGAUCAGCUCGAGUCACCGGCCAUGAUCGAGUGUCUGCUCUCGAUACCGGAGACGAACUACAACAAACGCCGCUCGACGACGUACUACGCGCGCAAAACUAAAUCUAACAAUAAACCGCUUCCAGAAUCGCAUCUCAGAACCACGACCACCACGGUGGCGACCACGACGACGGUGGAAAUGCUACGCGCGGCACCGGAAAACCUUCAGAAAAGGGGAUCCAACAUGACCGAGUCGAACGGGGCUAGCAGUCUUCCGGUGCCGCUGCGAACGACCACAAGCCUGCUGGCGACCGUCGUGACGAUUUUACUGAUCUUCGCCACGACGCUUUUGUAGAUGAGCUUCAAGCAGUACACCGACGUCGAGAUCCGGAACCGCCGGCUGCACAUAAACUUCAUCCACAGCUAAGCACAGCAGCCCCAGGACUAAUGGGUGGACGCGUGUGAUAGUGGCCAAGCACGCCAAGCACGGGACUGGGCCUGAGAGCCACAACCAGUGAGGGGGGUGAAGUUUUUCAACGUUUUCUAAAGUUACUGUACCUGCCAUAGGAACCCGAAGGGCGUUGCAUUCGUGCACAGUUUUAGUUCGCUUUACGUUUAAGACAUUUUAAGGCAUUUCAUUUCGCGUCGUAACUGCCUGUGUAAGCUCUGUUCAAACGCUUGAACCCACCCCAGGAAGUCAUUUAGUGUCGGAUAAGUAACAAGUACAUUGCGCCGCGUCACUUCAACAGCUAAACCUACCAAAGAAGCGGAAAGCACCCUUACUUUCGCACCAAAGAGUGUGGCAGACCUACCCACAACACAACUGCUACCGUUGCCCUCAAGCGUGUCCGGUUCGAGGUCGUCGGUGUAUGAAGCGGAAACCAAAAAAAAAAAAAUUAGUAACUUAAAACAAAAAGGAAAAACCCAGAAGGGCAAAGGCGUGAAAACAGACCGAACCCGCGCUGCUGUAAAAAGUCGAACACGUUCUUAUGCAUUCGAUCGAGUUGAUAUACAAAAUAUCUGUCACACCACGUGGCCACGUGCCAGAUCGGUGUGACGAUCGGUUGCAAGCACGAUAACAGAAGACAGAAGAUGAGAACAAAUGGAAAACUUAAAACCAGCUAUUUUAUACAACUUUGCGAAGUGAUCGUGCCGCGUUCGAAGGCGCCACCCCGUGGGCGAUCUGGCGAGUGAUCGUGAUCGUAUGUAUGCCUGUAUGUGUCCGUUUAUGUGUGUGUGUGUAAAGUGCGUGCGAAAUUUGAUGCCUUAUGAACACUAAAAACUGAAACCGAGAGAAAGAGAGAGAGAGAGAGAAAGUGCGAACGAUCGCGGGCGAGAGAUUGGAAGAAAGAGAAAAAGAUGCAUUAAGAGAAAACAUACUACUGCACAACUCGUAUAUAUAUAUAUAUACAUAUAUAGCAACAUGUUUCUUUCUUUUUUAGAAGUAAAACAAAACACGGUGCACCGAAACGCGGGCUUCGUCAAACGAAGUCGAGGGGCGCAUAACGAGCGCCCAGAAGCAACGGAGGGCAGGAUAAUUGUAACAGGAACCGGGCGGGAAAACUAUCAAUGCGCGGUGGUCACAGUUUAUAAACGGAAUUGAAAGAUCGAACGCAAGAUCGAAACUCGAAGAAGGCCCGAGAAGGGACACUAAGCUGUAAAAAGGAUAAGGGAAGCGUAACGAAUCGAAGCAUAACACGUCCAGAGUGUCGAGAUACUAUUUGAUGUUUCUUCCUUUUGGUUCUGUUAGCGUUCUUCCGGAAGGAGCGCGAAAAGAAAGUGCAUACAGUAGCCGCCGUUACGGUGCGGUGCUUAGGACGGCCAAACCGGAAACAGAAACCCGGCUGCUUUAUGAGGUGCCGUCUCCAUGAGUGUCCAUGAGUCUCGUAUCGUCCGUGUCUGUAGGGUAGCUUGCAUUGGGUUAUGUUGCAGUUCCUUUAAUAGCGUGUCCGUGCCGUGGCAACCACCCUGAACACACUGGUUGAUGCAUUUCGAUAUGGUGAAGCCAUCUUCACAAGUUCAAAGCCAUAUACAAACGAAGCCACGGGCCGCGGGCUCAUCACGAUGGGGCAAGUGCGAAGAAGUUGCCCUUUUUUGGUUUUUAAACGAAUAAAUUCACCAAUCACCAGUCAAUCAAUCGCAGACACAAAAACACAUCGCAGAAUGGAACGUCAAUGACUUAUGAGAAGCGGGAUCGAUUUCAGUUGAGAUUCACAAGCAUUGUUUUCCGUGAGGCUGUAAAUUGUGAGGGCGAAAAACCAAGCGAAACAAUCGUGAAAAAUAAACAAAUC
This is a messenger RNA of Anopheles bellator, 3335 nucleotides long. RefSeq lists its product as uncharacterized. NCBI's taxonomy places the organism in Eukaryota, Metazoa, Arthropoda, Insecta, Diptera, Culicidae. The transcript is spliced from 8 exons. The record is from RefSeq and is a predicted model, not a curated record. The coding region runs from base 446 to 1399 and encodes 317 amino acids.